Aricia agestis (brown argus) is the source of this 798-nucleotide messenger RNA. It is a transcript of the gene Vlet, whose product is annotated as COMM domain-containing protein 10. Bases 128 to 712 code for a protein of 194 amino acids. The transcript has 2 exons. The record is from RefSeq and is a predicted model, not a curated record. NCBI's taxonomy places the organism in Eukaryota, Metazoa, Arthropoda, Insecta, Lepidoptera, Lycaenidae.
CUGAAACCUCUAAAAAGAAACAAACAAUAUAGGUACUUGUUUAAUUUGUCUAUAAUGCACUGAACAUAAUUAAAUAUUCAUAAAUCACAACUAAUACUAAUAAUUGUUAAUAAGUUCGAACAAUAAAAUGUCUUUACUGUGGAUAAAGACAUCACCAAGCCUAGUAAAGGGAAUCAAGUUAAAUAACAGUCUGGAUGAUGCAAAAUAUGAGCAUUUCCUUAAGCGUAUUGUGAUAAAGUUGAAAAAUAAAGACCUUGACAUUUUUACUGAAGAGGAAAGAAGGAAACUUGAGACUAUAUUUAAAAUAAAUGAUGAAGAAUUAUUGCUUUCGAUUAAAACCAUUGUCUAUAUUUUCAAAAGAAUAUUUAAAUAUAUUUUCCUGCCUAUUGAAUUAAAAAAUGAUUUAAGCAGCCUAGGAUUUACUGAGAAGAAGAUUGAAGCCAUUUUAAAACUUUGGUCCUCGGAAAUAUCUUCAACACUUCAAAACUUGACGACAAGUAUUGAAAAGAGUAAUGAUGAACCUUCAUUUCUGUGGAAAUUAAACUCUGAGUUAUGCUCAGAUUAUCAUAAAAGAAGUAAAGUUCCCAAAGCAUAUGUAUCAAUUAAUAAUGGUAGUGAGAGCACUGAAAUUGAAUUAUCUCAUACAGAGCUACAUUCUAUCUUCCUUCAACUUGAAUCUGUGCAAAAUGAAUUAGAUAGCUUAUUGUCAUAAGCACACCAUGUUGAUAAAGUGCUUUGUAUUGUGCCUUUGUUAAAUCACAUUAAUGUUAUCAAAAAUAAAUAUUAUCUAUUUUGUUA